This is a messenger RNA of Cannabis sativa, 969 nucleotides long. RefSeq lists its product as uncharacterized. The transcript is spliced from 2 exons. Bases 49 to 969 code for a protein of 306 amino acids. Lineage: Eukaryota; Viridiplantae; Streptophyta; Magnoliopsida; Rosales; Cannabaceae. The record is from RefSeq and is a predicted model, not a curated record.
UACUCGUCUAACAUCAAAAACUUGGUGAAUGAGACUGAAUUGAAACUAAUGGGUCUGAAAUCACAUGAUUGUCAUGCGUUAAUGCAACAUCUACUUCCAAUUGCCAUUAGAUCAGUCUUGCCAAAAAAUGUUCGAGAGUGUUUGACACAUGUUUGCAUUUUCUUUAAUAGGCUGUGCGGGAAGGAAUUAGAAUUGGAUAAGUUAGAUGCAUUACAUGAACAUGUAGUCAAAACAUUGUGCAACCUGGAAAAGUUUUUUCCGCCAUCUUUUUUCGACAUCAUGAUCCAUUUAAUGGUUCAUCUAGUGAGAGAAGCAAGGCUGUGUGGGCCGGUGUGGGCGAGAUGGAUGUAUCCAUUUGAAAGAAAUAUGAAGGUACUUAAAAGUUAUGUGCGUAACCACUAUCGGCCAGAAGCAUGUAUGGUUGAGUGCUACAUAUCUGAAGAGGCUGUGGAAUUUUGUUCAGAGUACAUGGCUGGAGUUGAGGCAAUAGGAAUUAGCAAACCAAGAACUGACCCAGAUGAUGUUGAUAGAGGAUUAAGGGGCAAAGGGACAAUGGUGACAGUGUCCAAGCUUGAACUAGAUCAAGCUCAAUUAGUCGUGAUGAACAAUAACGCAGAGGUUCAACCAUAUAUAACUGACCAUAUGGAGCUGUUACAAUCAAUGGUUCCAAGAAAUCAAAAAAAUAAACAAAAAUGGGUUGCAGACCAACAUCGUCAAACUUUCAUUGGGUGGUUAAGGAAUACCAUUAUAGCAAAGUUGAACGAACCGAAUCAUGGAGUAUACGAUGUGUUGAGUCGUAUUGCCCUUGGACCAACUUUUGCGGUUGCAAAGCAUGAAGCGUACAUUGUAAGGGGUAAACGUUUUCAUACAAAGUCAAGAGAUGAUGCUCGAGAGGUUCAAAAUAGUGGUAUACGUAUCGUCGCGAAACUAUGCACUUUGCAAGUGCAAAAGAUAGAAACCCCGUUUUAG